This is a messenger RNA of Sebastes umbrosus (honeycomb rockfish), 2924 nucleotides long. It is a transcript of the gene slc25a28, whose product is annotated as solute carrier family 25 member 28. Gene Ontology annotation, cellular component: mitochondrial membrane. NCBI's taxonomy places the organism in Eukaryota, Metazoa, Chordata, Actinopteri, Perciformes, Sebastidae. The record is from RefSeq and is a predicted model, not a curated record. Gene Ontology annotation, biological process: iron import into the mitochondrion. Bases 208 to 1413 code for a protein of 401 amino acids. Gene Ontology annotation, molecular function: ferrous iron transmembrane transporter activity. The transcript is spliced from 4 exons.
UCCGCACCGCGGCCUGUCUGUGGAGCUCGGUGUGUAUUAGUCCGCCUCGGCCUCCCUUUGCUCGGCCUUGGCUGGGAAGCAUCGAGGCGGGUAUGGAGGACAUGGUGCAGUAGGCAUAACGGGAAUGUGAAACUCCAGCACUGAAAUCACCCUACAAGACGCCUGCGUGUCUGCGUUGCCCUAAAAGACUUUUUCACCUGGUUUCUCAUGGAAGCAGAUGGAUUCGUGAGGAGGCGUCGGAUGACAGCGGAGACUGCAGGCAGUGAUCCCGGGGUUGCUGGUGCAUCUGCCGGGGCAGAAGUUCGAUGGCUGGGGGGCAGGUUCUGGGGAGUUUCUGAAAGUAUCGUGGGCAGCCUGACACCUCGGAUCGGAGGAGAAACGGAGCUGCAGACUGUUGAUUUUAUCCGCAAAGAUGCACCAGAUGCUGCACAGACAGAGGAGUGUGAGCCGGACUAUGAGGGCUUGCCACAGGGAGCCUCCACCAGCACCCACAUGUUGGCUGGAGCCGUGGCCGGGAUCAUGGAGCACUGCCUCAUGUUCCCCAUCGACUGUGUCAAGACGCGCAUGCAGAGCCUCCAGCCCGACCCUGCAGCCCGCUACAGGAACGUGAUGGACGCUCUUCGCCGAAUUGUGGCCACGGAGGGAGUCUGGCGGCCAAUGAGAGGGCUGAAUGCAACAGCAGUUGGGGCGGGACCUGCCCAUGCCCUCUAUUUUGCCAGCUAUGAGAAACUCAAAAAGACUCUAAGUGAUGUCAUUCACCCAGGGGCUAACAGUCAUUUGGCUAAUGGAACAGCUGGGUGUGUGGCCACGCUGCUUCACGAUGCAAUCAUGAACCCAGCCGAAGUUGUGAAGCAGCGCAUGCAGAUGUAUAAUUCGCCUUACCGCGGCGUGAUGGACUGUGUACGCGCCGUGUGGCAGAAAGAGGGCCCAGCUGCGUUUUACCGCAGCUACACCACCCAGCUCACCAUGAACGUGCCCUUCCAGGCGCUCCAUUUCAUGACCUACGAGUACCUCCAGGAGGUGCUCAACCCCCACAGACAGUACAACCCCUCGUCCCACAUGUUGUCCGGAGCUUUGGCCGGAGCCAUCGCGGCCGCAGCCACCACGCCCCUGGAUGUCUGCAAGACCCUGCUCAACACCCAGGAGUCCCUCACCCUCAGCUCCCUUCCUUCUGGUCAAGGCCCCGGCCAGGGACAAGGAGCCCACAGACAAAUCACAGGCCUGGCCCACGCCUUCCGGACGGUUUACAGGCUGGGCGGCCUGCAGGGCUUCUUCAGGGGAGUCCAGGCGAGGAUCAUCUACCAGAUGCCCUCCACCGCCAUCAGCUGGUCGGUCUACGAGUUCUUCAAGUACGGACUCACCAAGCACCAGCACGACAAGAGGAGAUCGCAGCACAUGGAGGCUGAGAUCUAGACACCUCCUUGGUUUAAUCUCCUCUAAUGUUGUUCUGUCCUCCCCGAGAGGAGACGAUGAAGUCAAUACGCACAUAGAAUCUGACUAAAAUCCACCUCAGCUGUCCCUUCAUUUCAGACAUAGCAGAUAAGAAAGACCUCUUCAAAGACGGUUUGAGUUGUUAUAUUUCUGCUAAGCUAUUUCAAGACUAGGUUAUGGUUUGAGUUAUGUUGUUUCUCUCCUCUAGAAGAAAACAUUUACACGGCAUUAUAGAUCUAGUUAAUCAUGAGUUGUUUUUUUUUUAAGCCAUUCUAGUGACCACUACGUUUGUCCAAGCUGAGGAUAAAUGUCAAGAACGCACAAGUUUUGAGUUGGAAAGGUAGUCAGCAGAGGGCAGUAGUGUUACUGUGUUAACUCUCUUGUAGUUUCAUGAGCUUUGCUGUCCUAGGACCAGAUUUUUUGUUUUCACCCAUCCAAGCCUUGAGUUUGCAAAUGAAAAUUAUAACUGACUCAUGAUCCAAACCCCUCUCUGCAAUAAUAAUUAAUAAACUAUUUUUUUUUUAACAUCAUAACAGACUAUUUCCACAGUGAUCCUAGACAAGACAGGUUCACUUUCUAGUUUGGGCUACACACAGGCAUUCAGUCUUUUUAUCAAAAACAUCUUUCAUUUGAUCCAAUUUAAAAGUAUUUCAGGUUUAGACUCAAAAGCAAACGGAUCCUAGCUGACAACAUUUUGAUGUUACACACAUUUCCUGUUAUGAAUCAGUUCCCAGAUACCUUUUUGCAGAAAAGUAAUGGAACCUUGCCAACAUGGCAACUCAAAGUUGAGAGUUCUCACCAUCUGUGUGGAUCUUGAUCUGAAUUGUGUCAUUUGAGAUGUUUUCUAAAAGUAUUUAUUUUAUGAUUUCACAAAAAGACCAUAGACUGAAUUUGGGGUUCCCUUUUUUCUUAGGAAUCAUUUUUCAUAUUUUUUUCCCUUUUUUCAAAUGUCAAGAUUGCUCCCUAUGAUAUAAUUGGACAGAAAUGACAAAUAUUCAGUAGCUCUGGGGUAUCUGAAGAGUGCAUUUAAUUUAUUUUUAAUAUUUUUGAUUCCUUAAAUGGUAUUUUAUUUCCAGCACAUACAUAACUUUAAACUUUCCCAUUAUUUUUUUUCACCCCAUUUAUGUGUUAAAAUCAACUCUUGGAUCAUCCAAAUACUCACCAUUAAUGCCUUGUGUACGUGUUUGGCAGAGCAGACCAGGGCAGCAUUAAGACGGCCAUUUCUGUGCAUUAACUGUAGCUAUCAGUCUGUUAUCAGCUUGUGAACUACUGAGUUUCGAUAUCUGUGCUUGACAACAAAGGCUGUGUACAUUGUACUGUGCCCAAAAGGAGUUCAGUAUCCCACAAGAUAUGUAUCUGUACCCCCAUUGAGUACACAUAAAUGGAAGCUAUCAUUCUUAUUGAUUGAUGUCUGAUUGUUUCCGACACUGAAUUGCACUCAUUGAAUAAAGUCGGAGCAGCGGGGCUCUACUCGCUGCUCAUAAAUGAUGGGA